AUGACCGCCUCGACGUGGUCUGCGACACAGCCGUGGACGCACACACCGACGGUGGUGGCGGUGCACGGCUUCUUCUCCUUCGUGGAGCUGUGCCUCGGGCUGGGCGCCAUCCUCUACCGAGACAACCCGCUCUGGGCGCGGUCGGCGGCGGCGGUGGCGCUCUUCAUCAACGUGCCGACUGGCGCGCUGCUCACGCCGCGCGUGGGCAUCAGGCACCUGAUCAUCCCCGUGUUUGGGCUGUACGGCGUGCUGCGCGCGCUGGAGGCGUUCAAGGUGCUCUACCUCGACCACCGCCUGCUGCCGAACCUCUGGAUCCUCGCAAACGGCGGCACCGCCGUCCGGCUGGUCGGGUACUACGUGACGCCGUACUCUUCGACCGACGGCGCGCGCGGCGACCUCUUCACCGAGCCGCUGUGCUACACGUUCACGAUCCUGCUGUCGGGGUACCUCGUCUUCGCCUUCGUCUACCCGCCCGUCUGGCUCCUCCUCUCCCUCGGCAUCUAUGCCAUCGCGCACCACGUCUGGCCGCCGCAGGACGCGUACCCGGUCGGCGCCGAGAAGAGCGAGAAGGACCUCCUCGCCGAGACCUCGCGCCGCUCCUACAUGCCGCGCGUCCUCUCCGACAACACGCUCGCAAACAUGCCCGCACCGUCGCCAGAGCUGUCGCACGGCCUGCUCAACGCCGGCUUCGCGUCGGCGAUGUGCGCCGUGAUCGCGCACUCGUGGGCGCGCGGCGAGUUCCUCCCCUUCGCGCGCCUGAUGCUGCAGCACGCCUCCCAGUUCCCCAACCACUACCAGCCCAUGUUCGACUUCCCAGCCACGCCGAUGCGGCCAAUCACGGCAAUCGCAACCUACCUCGUCACC
Emiliania huxleyi CCMP1516 is the source of this 864-nucleotide messenger RNA. RefSeq lists its product as hypothetical. The annotation marks the transcript as partial. The record is from RefSeq and is a predicted model, not a curated record. NCBI's taxonomy places the organism in Eukaryota, Haptophyta, Isochrysidales, Noelaerhabdaceae. The transcript is spliced from 2 exons.